This is a messenger RNA of Saccharomycopsis crataegensis, 2076 nucleotides long. It is a transcript of the gene EXO84, whose product is annotated as exocyst subunit EXO84. The transcript has a single exon. The record is from RefSeq and is a predicted model, not a curated record. The coding region runs from base 1 to 2076 and encodes 691 amino acids. Lineage: Eukaryota; Fungi; Ascomycota; Saccharomycetes; Ascoideales; Saccharomycopsidaceae. Gene Ontology annotation, cellular component: exocyst. Gene Ontology annotation, biological process: exocytosis; intracellular protein localization; Golgi to plasma membrane transport.
AUGAGUGCUGGGAAUGCUUCUCUUAGAAAAAGUAGAGCUCCAGUUGGUGACUGGAGAAAAUUCAAUGGUAAAGGACCAGCUAAUCCAUAUGCCAACCUUGAAGCGCCUGGGCAAAAUAACAAUAAUUUGGGGAUUCCAAAAAUACCUAGCCAUGAUAAACAAAAGAUCAAGAGACGUUUGUCAAUGAAAGUAGAAGGAGCAAUCACUCCUGAUUUUGCUGGCAUGCCAUCUUUACCGUCUUCUGCCAUGGCAAUGAUUGCAGAACAUGGGGAUGGUGAAGCCUCAAUGGCCAGUGGAUCCAAUAUUGAUCUCAGUGGUAAUCAUGGGGACUCUGCUCAAAAAUAUGAGACCAGAACUGGACAGCCUAAAGGAAGAAACAAGGCUGGUAGUUUUUCUGCGCCAUUGGCCGAUCCAGAUUUCGAUGCUCAUAGAUUUGUAAUUACUAAAUUACAACAGGCUAAAGCCGCCGAUGUUGACAGUUUUACCACAAGGUUGAUUACACUAGAAGAAAAGAUAGAUGAAGAUAUCAAAAACAAUGUUAAUAAGAGUUACGAGAAGAUUUUGAUUGUUUCUAAUGAUUUGAAUAGCACUGAUUCCGAAUUAAAGACUUUGAAAAGUACCAUCAACACUUUGCAAGAAAUCACUCUUCAAAUGAAGGAAACUGCAGAAUCGCGACUUCAAACCGCAAGUAAUGAAAAAAAUGCCUCGAGAAAUGAUCUUUCAUCGUUAGCAGUUCCGGCUGGUCCAGGCCAAAGAGGAGGAGGAAGAAGAGAUAGAAGUAGCAUCAUGAUAUUGGAGAAGAGGUGGGUAGAUGAGUUGAAUAAUCUUUUCAAACAUGUCGAAGGUGCCCAAAAGUUUUUGACGGCAAAUCCCUCAAGACAUGUGUUAGCAGAAAGUGGCCGAUGGUUUGAAUUGAAUGCAGCGACUUGGAAACCUUUACAUUCAUGCCACUUAUUCGUGUUGAAUGAUCAUGUAAUGAUUGCUACUAGUAAAACAAGAAGAAAUAACCAGGGGCAAGCGAGAUCAAAAUUGGUGGCGGAACAGUGUUGGCAAAUUAGAGAAGUAAAAAUGAUCGAGAUUCCCGAAGUUAAAAGUCAAAAUAAAAGCGAUUCUCAUAGCACAUUGAAUUUUAAAUAUCAUGGGUCCAGUUACAUUUAUCAAACCAACAGAAAGGAUCAAUAUAUAAAGAUCGUAUCGGCGUUUAAGAAAGCUCAAUCGCAAUUGAGAGAUAUUACCGAACAAGAAUCACAAAAGCAAAGAAGAUUGAGAGACUCUAUUUCGAUAUUGUCAGCGAGUGAGAAGUCUGGAAAGAGGGAUUCUGGUUUGCUUCAAGCUUUGAGUGCAAGAAUGCAUACCAGAACUUUGAAUAUUGACAAUUCUGCAAUUAUGAGGAACUUAAGAGAUAUUGAUGAUAUGAUUGAUGAAAUAGAUAUUAAUAUUGCUCAUCACAAGUUUGGCGAGGCAGUUGAAUUAGUAAAGCUUUGUGAUGACAAUAUAGUCCAGCGAAAGAAAGAAAUUAAAAUUGCUGAUUCAAGUGAUUCGUCAGAAGAAGCAAUGAUUUUGCUUGAUGUUUUGAAAAUGAAACUAGAUCAGAGAAAGAGUCAAUUGGAGACUGCUUUGGUAUUCGAGAUUAACGAUGAAUUGAACAGUACUGAGGAUGUCAGUGAAUUCAUUUUCUUUUUGAGAACUCUUGACAUGACGUCUGUAGCAAAAGAAAACUUGCUUUUGGCCAGAAGUCAAUUAAUUCUCAAGCUUGUCGAAGAGGUAGAUUUCGAAGGAGAUUUGCCAGACUAUAUCACACAAGUUUCUAUAAUUAGAUUUCAAAUUAUCAAGGCAACCACUGUGUUAUUUAAAGAAGCGUUUCCGGAGCCAGAAUAUUCCAGUGAUAUCGUUAAAUGGUGUACCGAGGAGGUCAAGAAGCAAGCUGAUUUGUUAAAAAAGCAACUUUUUGAUGUUAAGUAUGGCUCUCCAAUCCACAAAACUUGUAUUGAUAUCACUAAGAAACAGGUUGCAGAUUUGAGACUCUCGGGAUUAGAUGUCGAUUUUCUUCUUGAUUCUGUGUAUUCUGAAUACUGA